UGCGCACGCCAAGGACCCCGCUCAGGUGGUAGACAAUGAAGCAUUGUAUAGUGAUCAGUUACACCUCUCAUGCGAAAGCUUCAUAUUCCUUUUGAGAAAAAUGCAGGCGUGUGCAGGUCGAAUAAGAAAUUAAUCCUUAUUGCUGUGUAAGGCAUCCUCAGACCGUUGCCAAUUUUUGGAAUGAGCGAUAUGUUUCUCUUGAAAACGUGGGUGUGUGCAGGUUGGUGAAGUGAUGAACCCUCAAAGCUGUUUUCCACGUUAGAGAUAAUUUUCGCACACACUUGAAACUGACGAUUCUUGAAGAGAUAAUCUUACGCUCAAUCUCUCUCUCUCCCUCCAAGAAAGCGUAGGUGUGCACUCGAGUGAUUGAGGGAUGGUCAAAUUUUGUUGAGAGGGAGGAGAUUUUGAAAAUUCCGGUGGGAAGUGUCUAAGGGAGGUUCUAUGAGAAGAAAGUGGAAAUUUUUCGGCAAUUCGAAGGACUUUUGGCAAUUGAAGUGGAAAGGGAAGCUUCGCUGUCCACCGUAUUUAAGGACCCGGUGCAUGCUUCGUCAGUCAAUUCACUCCUCGUUUCCAAGUUCAUUCGGCAAAAUAGUGAAAAGUGUUCUCCCGCCUUCGAGUAUAACCCCUCAAGAUACACCGGAGUCAGGAUUUUUCUUGCAAGCUGACAAGAAAAUGUCACCGAAGAAGCUAAAUUCAUCAAUGCAGCCUUCUCGAAGCCGAAGGAGUCUGCAGGUCGCCCAGGAGCGUAUACGUUGGCUGGACGCCAACGCACCAACUCUCCUAACAAUGCUCGACUACGUCUCCUGGGCAAUGGACGUGGUCGAAACACUGCCACAACCACCAAAUGCUGCUUUGCAGCAAUUAGCACCGCGACGAUCUCCGACGGCUGAACUGCCACGACGAUCUCCGGCGGCUAACCUGCCACGACGAUCCCCGGUGGCUGACCUGCCACAACGAUCCCCGGUGGCUGACCAGCCUCGACGAUCCUCGACGGCUGAGCAGCCGCAGAGAUCUUCGACGGCUGAGCAUCCUCGACGAUCCUCGGCGGCUGACCCGGCGCAGCGAUCUCCGACGGCUGACCCGCCACGGCGAUCCCCAAUGGCUGAGCAGCCUCAGAGAUCUUCGACGGCUGAGCAGCCUCGGCAAUCUCAAACAGCUGAGCAGCCUCGACAAUCUUCGGUGACCCGAAGAAGACGGUCUCGGUCGAGCUCAAGUUCUAGCUCGAGUUCGAGCUCGAGUUCGAGCUCUAGUUCGAGCUCUAGUUCGAGCUCCAGCUCUAGCGGAACAUCAUCUAGUAGCGCAUCAUGUACAUCUGUUAAAAGUAUACGCGAUCUCAAGCCGAUUCCUAAGAUCGCGUCCUCGAAUAUGAAGAGAAAAGUAAAUGAUCAAAAAGGCAACGAGCAGAAGAAGAAAAAGGCAGGAGAGAGAGAGACGUCACCAAAACCAGGAACAUCUACAAUGACUUCAGAGGUUACGAGACCAGUACCGAGACGUGGUAUUUUGCAAUUGAAAAGGACUGAUAGUAAACAGCAGCAGCAACACCAGCAACAGCAGCAGCAACAACGGCAGCAACAACCGCUGCAGCAACAGCAACAGCAACACCAGCAACUGUAA
Molecule: messenger RNA, 1614 nt
Organism: Nasonia vitripennis (jewel wasp)
Lineage: Eukaryota; Metazoa; Arthropoda; Insecta; Hymenoptera; Pteromalidae
Exons: 5
Coding region: 442-1614 (390 amino acids)
Source: RefSeq, a predicted model, not a curated record